UGUAGGGAGCGUGCACCAGCGUGCGCACCCCCUCGGGUGCGUGGAAAUGGAGGCAGAGAGGGCUCGCCCCCGUUGUGCUGGCGACCGUCACCUUUAAGUCCGGGGAUGGAAAUAGCGAAGAGGAGCUUUGAACCCCUCGCCCGGCCGGGUAGUGCAGCUGUCACCCGGCCCGCCCUAGCGCCAUGCCAAAUCGGGGGCUCCUUCCGAUCAGUGCCCCAGCCUGCGCCCCCCUCUCCGGGCGCGGGCCGCCCGGACAGCCGCGCGGCCACUCCGAACCUCGCGGGUCACAGCCUCCUACUGAUGAGGGUUUUGGAGAUGGAAGCGCCCAAGUUGCGCUCUUUGCCAAGUCAGCGCCCACUGUGGCCUUGGACAGACACUUCGGCCUCCAAGCCACCCGCUCUGGGAGCUCCAAAGAGAGGGCGAGGCCCGUUCUACCCCUUCCCAAGACGGGUUUGAGCCUGACAUCUUGACACCCGUCCUCGUCCUGAUGCCAGCAGCUUGCAAAUGGGUGAUGCUGGAGCGCUGGAGGCGAGUGUCACAGACCUUUCCCCGGUGUUCCCUCAAGGUUCUCCCAACUAGAGAACAACUCAAUUGAAAGCCAAAGGGACCAUUCAUAAACCCAUUGAUGUUGUUCAUACAGGUGAAGAUUCUCGUUCUGAGAGGUGAUAACGAUUUAUCCAAACUGAGAUCCUCUGACUUCCAGACGUUUCUUAUACUGCAGGACAGUGAGAUGGUGACGACUAUCUUUGCCAGGAAAAGGAAUGAGGAAUCCACAUCUGAUUCUUCACUAGCAGAUAAGGCGGCUGCUGGUGCUGACCUGAGAGAGCAGCGUGAGGCUAUGGGAAGCCUUUCUCCAAAGUCGGCCCAUCAUUCCAGGCUCACUUCCCUCUGUGGAUUCGUGAGCAGCCCUGACGAGAGGGCAUGAGGGUUCUGGAGGAUGCCCACUAAUUUGAAGUGUUUCAGCCCACACAGGCCCUUGUUGUUAUUAAUUUCCUGUUGGGGUGAACCAAGUAGCCGGCGAUCACAAUACAGAUGGCAGUAGCGGCUUCACCAUGGCAACGAUGACGCCAAUCGGCGGGAGGCGUACCGACACCCUUUAGUUCCGGCUUGCUGGUGACGUCACUUCCGUCCCCGGAACGGCGGCGUGCACGCCUCUCUUCCUGCUGCGGCGGAGUGGACUCUGAGCCGAGGCGGAGGGAAUCCACGAGAAUGUGGGGCCGGCGACAUGGAAAAGGAAGGUGGGAAGCCCGCGGCCGUGGUCGCAGUGGUGACUGAGCCGCGGUUUACCCAGCGAUGCAGGGAGUAUCUCGAGAAGGAGAAACUCCUGGACAGACAGCACCGCGUGGAGAAGAUGCCGGACGGCACCGUGGCGCUGCCGGUGCUGGGAGACGCGCUCUCCGAGCAGCACCUGCGGGAGCUGAGGGGUCGUGUGGCUCCAGGCGGCACCUGUGCACUGACGCAGCUCCGGGAUCCUGUGCCUUCCAGGAAGGCCCAGGGUUGUUCGCCUGCCCAGCGGCUGUGCCUUGAGGUGAGUCGCUGGGCCGAGGGCCGGGGAGUGACAUGGUCAGCUGAGUUGGAGGCUGAUUUGCCCCGAUCUUGGCAGCGACACGGUAACCUCUUGUUGCUGAGUGAGAACUGUUUCCAAGCCAAGCAGUGGAAACAUCUGGAACCAGAACUCUGGGGGGUAGUGGCCUCGGCACUCGGCGUCCAGCGUUUGGCCAGACGAGGGCGGGUCUCACCAGAUGGCACCCGGACGCCAGCAGUGACUCUGCUGCUGGGCGACGACGGCUGGGUUGAGCAUGUGGAUAACGGGAUCCGGUACACGUUUGACAUGACCCAGUGCAUGUUCUCCUUCGGAAACAUCACCGAGAAGCUCCGAGUGGCGUCGCUGCCCUGUGCUGGACAAGUGCUGGUGGAUCUCUACGCGGGGAUUGGUUAUUUUACAUUGCCAUUCCUCGUUCAUGCUGGCGCCGCCUUCGUCCAUGCCUGUGAGUGGAACCCCCACGCGGUAGUGGCUCUGAAACGUAACCUUGAGAUCAAUGGAGUAGCAGGUCGGUGCCAAAUACACUUUGGAGACAACAGGAAGUUGAACCUCUCAAGCAUUGCGGACCGGGUGAACCUGGGGCUGAUUCCCAGCUCUGAGGAAGGCUGGCCGAUUGCCUGCCGGGUGCUACGAAAGGAUGCCGGGGGCAUUUUGCAUAUCCACCAAAAUGUGGAAUCUUUCCCAGGGAGGAAUCUCCAGCCUUCGGGAAACAGUGAAAUGGGGAAGGAGGAUUGGCCUUGUCCUCAGCAAAUUAUCAGUAACCAACGGGAAAAUGGAGCUACUGGGGAUUCUAGGAGGAAAGUGCUGUCCGCAGCCAUCAAGCCAGAGUGGCACAGGUGGGCGGAGUCUGCAGAAACUCGAAUUGUCACUCUGCUUCAGCAGGUGCACGGGAAACCGUGGAAGACACACAUCUUGCACAUCCAACCAGUGAAAUCCUAUGCACCCCACGUGGAUCACAUAGUCCUGGAUCUAGAAUGCCGGCCCUGUCCUCUGGUUGGCUAGAGAUGGUGGAUCCAGAGGCAUGAGGAUCUACCUGUGAGUGAACCUUCAUGCAUCAGCUCAGGCCAGGUUCUCACCCCUCUUGCCUCCGGUAAUCCAUUUAAAUACAGUAUUUUGUGGCCCUGCAAGCAGGCUCUGGACCAGUCCAUCCUGGGAGAAGCAGUAUGGCUCACUGAAAUGAGGCCCAUCUGUGCAGUCAUGCAUUCCGAAUCCUGACCUCGGUUCUGUCUGACCGUGGGUACCUGGUUUCAGUAUUCUUUUGGCGUUGGGUUUCCGUAUUUACAAAAUAAGGGUUUCUCUGAAUUAUCUUACAUGGCUUUUAUUUAAUGAGCGGUUGCACACAGGAUGUUGGUCAUCAGAGUGAAAGGCAGUGCUGUUUCCAAAAUCAUUCUGGUUACCAUAUGAAAAAUCAACCAGAAGGUGUCCAGGAGGGAAGCAGACCAGUGAGAAGGUCUCUGUAGUUGUCCAGGCAUGAGGUGAUGGUGGCCUCUAGUUGGUGGCAGUGGGAGGUGGAUGAAUUUGAGAAAUAAAAUCAAUGUGACUAAACAAUGGAGUCUA
Messenger RNA from Myotis lucifugus (little brown bat), 3100 nucleotides. It is a transcript of the gene TYW2, whose product is annotated as tRNA methyltransferase 12 homolog. The record is from RefSeq and is a predicted model, not a curated record. Gene Ontology annotation, biological process: tRNA methylation. NCBI's taxonomy places the organism in Eukaryota, Metazoa, Chordata, Mammalia, Chiroptera, Vespertilionidae. The transcript is spliced from 3 exons. Gene Ontology annotation, cellular component: cytoplasm. The coding region runs from base 1226 to 2545 and encodes 439 amino acids. Gene Ontology annotation, molecular function: tRNA methyltransferase activity.